Molecule: messenger RNA, 1695 nt
Organism: Adineta steineri
Lineage: Eukaryota; Metazoa; Rotifera; Eurotatoria; Adinetida; Adinetidae
Source: the annotation of a GenBank genome assembly
AUGUCAUCUGCUUGGAUCGAUUUAUUAAAUUUAAAAAAACCAUUGAAAUUCAAUGAAUUUUUAGUUAAUUUUAAUACUGAGUUGUAUAAUGCUAAACCAUUACCAAAUGAUAUUCAGAAGCAGUUAGAUGAGAGAUGGAAUCAAUUACUUAGUGUCGUUAAACCAGGACGUGUUUUAUACAAUGAAUCGAAAUUUCGUUUACAUUCUAUUGAUAAAAAAAUGAAUGAUGAUGAUAAUUCAUUUCAUUUUGUUCUUAAUCUGGGUUUAACUGAUUAUAAAUCAUUUAUUUGUACUCAACAACAAAGUUUACCUACUGAAAUUCGUCAACAUAUAACAGAAGAUCAUUUAUCACAUCCUCUUGGUGUUGGAUCUAUUCUGAUAACAUCCGAUGAUUUUAUUGUUUUAAUCAAACGAAAUUCUAAUUGCGUUGAUUCACCAAAUCUCUAUGAUAUACCUGGUGGUCAUGCUGAACCAAAAAAUUUAAAAUCAUAUUCACAAGAAGAUAUUAUUGAAGAAAUUCAUUCAUCAACUAUUGCUGAGUGUGUUGAUGAAACAAAUGUUGACCGAAAUAGUCUUCUUGUUGAUUCAUCUUUUUAUGUUCUUGCUAUUACUCGAAAUUUGAAUCAAUAUGGUCGACCCUCUGUUGAAUCUUGUCUUCGAACAUCAAUGACAUCACAAGAAUUACAACAACGUUAUAAUCUUCAGACACAAAGCGAAGCAUUUGAAUCUACUGAACUUAAAUUUUGGCCUCUUAAUAAAAUCUCUGAUCUUUUAAAUCCUUCUUCAACAAUCAUUUCAAUUACACCUGCUUGUCAUGCUACUUUAACUACAUAUUCUCAAUUACGUACAAAAGCGAAUGGUGAUUAUAUUCAAAAACAAAAAUCUAAAGAUUGUUUAACGGUUGAUGAAGAAGCUAUGGUCUUACGUUAUUAUGAAUUACAAUUAAAAGAUUUUUGUGAAAAAUUUGAACCACCAAUGACUAAAAUGGCUAUUGCUGUUUGUAUGCAAUAUUUUAAACGAUUCUAUUUAAAUAAUUCUGUUAUGGAUUAUCAUCCACGAGAUAUAUAUUUAAUAUGUGUGUAUUUAACAUGUAAAACAGAAGAAUUAAGAAUAUCUAUAAUCGAUUUCCUUGGAAAUAUUAAAAAUAGUACGAAUAUUGAUCAAACAGCUGAUAUUGUUUUAUCAUAUGAAUUAUUACUUAUUGAAAAACUUGAUUUUCAACUUGUUAUCCAUACUGCACAUAGACCAUUCGAAGGGCUUAUUAUUGAUUUAAAGACUCAUUAUUUACGUGAUAAUGUCAAUGAUGCCGAUCGAUUACGUUUAACUGGUUAUGAAUUUCUUGAUAAAACUCUAAUAACAGAUGUUUAUUUUCUUUUUCCACCAUCACAGAUUGCUCUUACGGCAUUAGUAUUUGCUUCAGUUAAAGCAGCAGUUAAUAUUGAUGAAUAUAUUCUUAAACAUGUCUAUGGUUCUUUAGAAUCAAUUCAAAUGCAAAAAAUAAAAGAAACAAUCAAAUUAAUUGCAAAUGUUGUUAAUACAUCAACGAAAUUUAAAAAAAGUGAAGUUAAACAAAUAUUGGAAAAAUUAGAGAAAUGUUAUAAUAUAAAUAAUGAUCCACGUUCAGAUGAAUAUAAAAAGAAACGUCUCGAACAAUUUCAAACAAUAACUGAUUAUGAAGCGAGAAAUUUGCCUUAA